AGCGGGCUUUGAGCGAGUUGCAGCUACUCCUGGGACCGAGCUGUUGCGCGCCGCUCCGAGAUCCCCGCCCGCUGCCGAGGCCCUCUUCCAGUCCCGGAGACCCCUCCCCUCCCACGAGGCCCCCUUCCCUUCCCGUCACGCCGCGAGGAUGGAUCCAGUGCGGAUCGCCGUCCGGGAGGCUGUUCACAUCCUUUCAUCUUCUAAGGAUGGUGGCUGCAUCUUCUCUACCCUGGAGUCCCUGAAGCAUUAUCUCGGAGGAACAGAGAACCCAGCCCUCCCUGGGGAGCAGGAGGAGUUUGCCAGGGUCCACUUCUCUGCCUUUCUCAGAUGUCUUGUUGGCAAGCUGAGCCCUGACUGGCUGGAGCUGCUGCCCAAUGGCCAGUUAGAGGAGUUGUGGGCCAGCUUCUUCCUGGAGGGCCCCGCUGACCAAGCCUUCCUGGUGCUGAUGGAGGCCCUUGAGGGUACUGCUGGUCCCAGUUUUCGUCUGAUGAAGAUGGCGAGGCUGCUGGCCCGGUUCCUGAGCGAGGGCAGGAUGGCUGCUGUCAUGGAGGGGCAGUGUCGGCAGCAGACGGAGUUGUCCUUUCCUCUGCUCCAGGAGGCACUCCUGAUGAAGGUGGUGAGCUUGCCCGACCGCCUGGGCAACUGUCUGCAGCAUGAGAACCUAGCUGAGUUCUUCCCUCAGAACUACUUUCCUCUGCUCGGGGAGGAGGCCGUGCGGGUGCUGCAGGCUGUCGUGGACUCUCUCCGAGGUGGCUUGGACUGCUCAGUCUCCUUUGUGUCUCAGGUCCUCGGGAAAGUCUGUGUCUACGGGAGGCAGAAGGAGAUCCUGGGUGUGCUGGUGCCCAGGCUGACAGCGCUCACCCAGGGCAGCUGCCUCUGGCAGCGGGUGUGCUGGCGCCUGCUGGAGUGUGUGCCUGACCGGGCUGUGGAGGCCGUGCUGACAGGGCUUGUGGAGGCUGCUCCCGGGCCUGAAGUCCUCUCUCGACUGUUGGGGAACCUGGUGAUGAAGAGUAAAAAGGCCCAGUUUGUAAUGACCCAAAAGCUCCUGUUCCUGCAGUACAGAUUCACGACGCCUGUGCUGCAGAGCCUGCUGGGGUACCUGGCCAUGGAUAGCCAACGGCGCCCACUCCUUGUACAGGCCCUGAAGGAGCUCCUGGAGACGUGGGGCAGCAGCAGCGCCAUCCGCCAUGCACCCCUGCCACAGCAGUGCUAUGUCAGCAAGGCUGUCCUUAUCUGCUUGGCGCACCUGGGGGACAUGGAGCUCCAGGACAGCCGGGACGAGCUGCUGGCCAGCCUAAUGGCAGGAGUGAAGUGCCGCCUGGACAGCAGUCUGCCUGCUGUGCGCCGCCUGGGCAUGAUUGUGGCCGAGGUGGCCAGUGCCCGGAUCCACCCUGAGGGGCCUCCCCUAAAGUUCCAGUACGUAGAGGAUGAACUGAGCCGCGAGAUGCUGGCCUUGGCCACCCCCCAGCCCGCUGCUGACAGCCCUUUGGAGACGGGCCCAUCUGUCGCUGCAGAGAUCCCUGACAAACAGACUGUAGGUGGUGGAGUCCCCCAGGUGCCGCCUCAGGGCUCUGACUCCGAGCUUGACAGUGAUGACGAGUUUGUCCCCUACGACAUGUCAGGGGACCAAGAGCUAAAGAGCGGCAAGGUGCCCAUGUAUAUCCGGGACUGCUUGGAAGCCCUGACCACGUCUGAGGACUGGGAGCGCUGGGAGGCAGCCCUGCAGGCCCUCGAGGGACUGGUCUUCAGGAGUCCGGCUGCCACUCGGGAGGUGAGUGUGGAGCUAGCCAAGGUUCUCCUGCACCUGGAGGAGAAGACAAGCGUGGUGGGAUUUGAGGGGCUGCGCCAGAGAGCCCUGGUGGCUGUCACAGUCACAGACCCUGCUCGGGUGGCGGAAUAUCUGACCUCACAGUUCUACGCCAUCAACUACAGCCUCCGGCAGCGCAUGGACAUCCUGGACGUCCUGACUCUGGCCGCCCAGGAGCUGUCCCGGCCCGGGCGCCUCGGGAGGGCUUCCCCGUGCGGCUCCCUGGGCGCCGCGUCCCAGCCCCGCUGCGCCGGGGCUGCCAGCUGGCGGGCAGUGGUGGACGAGAGGAUCAGAGGGAAGACCCGGCGCUUCUCCAAGGGCGCUUCCAGGCAGGGACCGGCUGGCAGCCCCAACGAAUUCAACUCAGUGGCUGGCUACUUCUUCUUCCCCCUCAUUCAAGGUUUUGACAGGCCUCUGGUGACCUUCGACCUUUUGGGAGAUGACCAGUUGGUUCUUGGAAAACUGGUCCACACCUUGGGGAUCCUGAUGUACCUGGCUGUGAAUACCACGGUGGCUGUGUCAAUGGGCAAGGCUCUGCUGGAGUUCGUGUGGGCCCUUCGCUUCCAUGGUGACACCUAUGUGCGCCGGGGCUUGCUGUCUGCUGUCUCCUGCGUCCUCCUCAGUGUUCCGGCUGAGCGACUGUUGGAAGACCUGCCAGAUGAGCUGCUGGAAGCCCGGUCAUGGCUGGCAGACGUGGCUGAGAAGGACCCGGAUGAGGACUGCAGAAUGCUGGCUGUGAAGGCGCUACUGCUUCUGGAGAAACUCAAAGACAAGCUCCUUCCACUGUCUUCUCCUUAGUCCCUUGGCACCAUCCCGCUGGAGGAAGGGAAGGCCAGGAGGGCCGAGCACAAGGCCUGAGGAGCCAGGCUGACGCGUGGGCUUUGUGGUACAGCCACCCGUGGUGUGGGCCGUCCAACCGGUACUGAGUGUGUAAGCAGGGAGGCCCCUGCCUGCGCUGCUGUUCAGCCCAGAAGGUCUGAGUGCUCAGCUAAAAGUCCCUGCCAGGGCCUCUGGGUACUGCCCCCAGUGACCGAGCAGCCUGAACGCUGGGGUGGAGGGUCCCGAGGAGGGACACGGGGCAGGUUCUGCAGACGGUUGCAGGGGAGGAGAGGAGGGGCUGCUACUCAGGGCCUGGAUGUGCUCCAUGGGAGGUGCAAGAUGGGCAGAGCAGUGGCUGCUGGGCCCCGUGGGCUUCUUAGCAUCGUGUCCUCAACCCCUGUCCUCACCUACAGGCAGGUGAUGUUUAAAAAAAACCGACAAAAAAGUAAGAAUAAAAGGAGCUACAGGUGCUCAAACCAGUGCUUUGUGGUUCUCACUGCUCGGGCAGGGA
Miniopterus natalensis is the source of this 3137-nucleotide messenger RNA. It is a transcript of the gene TELO2, whose product is annotated as telomere maintenance 2. NCBI's taxonomy places the organism in Eukaryota, Metazoa, Chordata, Mammalia, Chiroptera, Miniopteridae. Gene Ontology annotation, biological process: 'de novo' cotranslational protein folding. Gene Ontology annotation, molecular function: telomeric repeat DNA binding; Hsp90 protein binding. The record is from RefSeq and is a predicted model, not a curated record. Gene Ontology annotation, cellular component: cytosol.